AGCUUUUUUCGACUACUUCCCUGUGACUACUACAUUGCGUGUGUUGUGCGUCGGUUCCCCUCGUCGGGGGGCCGCGCACUAAACAACUCCCGAGACGGCAAACGGUCAAAACUGCAUUGAAAGGGGUUUUUGUUUUUGUUUUCGUUUUUCUUUCUAUUCUCGUUUUUACUUUUUACUUUGCCGAGUCCUAUUGUGCGUCUAUCGGGAAACUGUGAACCACAAGCGUUACUAGUUUGCGCCGAGCGAACCAACAAAGAGACCCGAACAUCAGUCAUGCGCAGUUUUGGCGCACGUUUACUCUUGACACGGGCCUUGGAUCUCGCGAACAAAGAGGUCCUGCAUAUCCGCAAUUGAGCCGUUCUUUCUACCUCUCUCUACCACAUCCGUUUGUUGUUUUCAUCUUGCCUUUCCUCAUACGACGUGCAGGUUUAUUCAAACGCGAGCGCUCUGGGCACUGUUGCCCGUCAUGGAAGACUUGGAUGGCGCCAGCAAUCUUAUCGCUGAUUUGCUGAAGAAGCUGUCUGAGCUAGACGAUAAGGUUGAUACUUACCGCAAAGAUAUGGCCGUCGAGUUUCAAAGGUAUUCUGAUGACCUUCUCCGAGACUUGCCCAACGAGGUCACAACCCAAGUCAACCGCGCCAUCGCCGCUUCCAUGUCUCAAGGCAGAUACCGAAACCUGUUUCCCCAGAACCCCGACGAGGAGAGACAUGUCUUUCUCGAACCUGAGUCACCAGCCAUAGAUCGUAAAAUGUGGGACGGCAGAGGCUCUCCGCCCCCGGUACUGCAUCACACCUCUGGUGUUCCGAACACGUCCAAUGCAGACAGCGCCACCAUUGCUCGCGCCCUCGGCAGCAGCCCCAGAGAUUCCGUACGAGAUCUCCAUGCGCGCGAAAGGGAAUUUCGUGGCCUCUUUACGCCUUCAUAUCUGCCGCUCCUCGAGGCUACCGACCGAGCACCUGCGGCUCAACCGCUCGAGACAACAAAUUCCGAUUCGUCGCCCCGGACAGAAGAAGAAAAAACAUCAUCUAAAGUGGCUGGAGACAGUGGCGGGGUGGUACCAAGGUUUCCUCCGGUCCGAAGCUUCACCGAUCCAUCGGCAGAUUGUGGAUCGGGCGAAUGCGAUAAAGAAAGAAACGCCCGGCGAAGUGCUCUACGCAGAUCUUCGAGUUCUAACAGAUCCAGUCCGCGACGGGUACGCUUUGACUUUGAGGGCGAGGUUGUGUUGCCCACUUCAUCUCCAAGUUCAAGUGGCGUCGCAUCGUCGUCCCCGCCGCCUGAAUUAGCCAGGGAAGAAUCGCCUGUUCCACUCGAUGAGUCACCCCAGGCUGCCAAGCCAGCAGCGCCAUCUCCACCACGAUCACCCUCAUCAAGAUCUCUGCUAGACGAAGAAGACGAUUAUUUUCCACCCCCUAAAAAAGUGUCAUCAUCCCAGGCACUCAGAGCGCUAUCCAAAUUGCCCCUGGAGGACCCCUCGACGUGGACCGUGGUCAACGCCAAUUCAGAAGCGGCUGCGGCUGAGGAAAACAAGGAAUCUGCACAGCCCGACGCCGCCACUAACUUUGCUACUUAUAUGCCGUCCUCUUCUCACAUUGAAGAAGUUGGAGCGCAGCCUCUGGGUGCAUCGCAGCUAGGCUCGCCUCUGCAAGACCUAGAGGAGUACUACGACGAUUCCAGUGAAUCCGACGACGACUUCGUCUCUAUGCCCAUCCGGCCCAUCCGAAAGAAAUCCACCUCUCCAGAUGCUCGAAUGCCUUCACUAAAGCCGAACGAGGCGCAGCCGACCCAAAUAAGAAGCCCAGAAGCAGGUGUUGGCGAGGCUAUCAAAUCCAACAACCAGGACGAUCACAUAGACUCGAGACGUUCAACGCCAAGCAAAAUGAACGGAAAGUCCAGCGUCCAGCCAGUCAAUCUCGCCACCACUACCGAAACUCACAAUGCCGAUGGUGAGCUGGACGGUGACGAACUUUUCGACAUGGAGGAGGAAAUGUACGCAAAACGGGAUAACCAGCCUUACAUUGACCACGACGAUGAGUCCGAUCAUGAGCUGGAUACAGCUGCUACAGAAGAUGCAGAGAGAGAGGGCAUUCCUAUGGAGCAGCCACCGCGAUCACCUAGCCUGUUUGUCGCCCCCAAACCGCAGAGCGUCAGCUUAACGCCACCCAACGUCUCGGCCGGUUCGUACAAGGGCCGACCGGUCUCCUUCGACGUAGUCAAAGAUCACAGGCUGCUGCACAGGGCAGCUGAGCUCGGUGAUUUGCACACCUUUGUCGGUAGCAUCGACGGCCGGAGCGGCGUGGAUGGUAUCGACCCCAGUAGCUACCGAGGCGCCAGUUUCCGGGGCGCAAGCAGUCUUUCUGGGCUAGCUUUUUCAGGUGCCCCUAGAAGCCUAUCCGAGAGAAUGUUUCUCGAAGAUCUGGCCGAAGAGGAUGGCUCGCUGCCAAAACGCUAAUGCUACCUCAUAAUGCAUCUUUGACGCCCGCCUUGUUUGGAUGGCAUGGAUGUCCAGGGCCUUGCUUGUCAUUCAUAUCAUGAUAUAUACCCAUAUUUAAUGUUUGCAAUAUCUUUUACCCGUCUUCAUCUCUCUGUAUAUGGACAGAUACGUGGUAUGGUUGUUUCACUGUCAGAAUUUCACAUUUAGGCGGCGAGAUGUCAGGUGAACUGUCCGACUAUGUGACAAAUACGGUUGUCGCGAUCCAACAGAUGACUGCUUGAUAUGACUGGCGUUGCUCUUUGUUUUCUACGGGUUAUCAAGUCCCGCAAAAUGGUUAUUUUCACAAGUAUUGUAUUUUGGUACACGGUUUCAGUUAUGGGGACAGGUCGGCGUUGUUGGCUUAGCUUCGGGGUCUUACUGUAUUCUAUGGCGCGGUUGCUUACUACGAUGAGGCGUUGACUGUGUUUUUGGGGUAAGGACUGAAGGGAGGUUCCACAUGACCCUGCGCCUAUCAGAUCGGGUACACUCGGACUGUCCGGUUGGUUGUAGGCGGCAAUGAAUUUUUGUUUAGGCAGGACAUGGGUAGGUAGGUACCCUCAAGUUACUCAAAUAUCUGUUAUACAGACAGUCUCAAUAAAGUGUUACCUAUACAUUUUAGGUGUCUA
Molecule: messenger RNA, 3096 nt
Organism: Pyricularia oryzae 70-15
Lineage: Eukaryota; Fungi; Ascomycota; Sordariomycetes; Magnaporthales; Pyriculariaceae
Exons: 1
Coding region: 467-2449 (660 amino acids)
Source: RefSeq, a predicted model, not a curated record